CAUGGAUGGACACUUGGGUUGCCUCCACCUUUUAGCUAUUAUGAAUAAUGCCACUAUGAAUAUGGGUAUACAGAUAUCUUUUUGAGACCCUGCUUUCAGUGCUUUUGGGUGUGUAGCCAAAAGUGGCAUUGCUGGGGCAUUCACUGUUGAAAUUUGGAGCUGGGCGUGGAUGGCUCCCCACUGUCUCUCCUCUUCCGCAUCAGAGUAAGAGAGGUCCCUGGGACCUUGUGGAGCAGUUUGAAAACCAGUAGGUCAAAUGAACCAUUAGAGAUUUUGCCAUUUCUCCCCCUUCCUUCCCAGGAAGACUUCCCUCUUGAAUUGUUUUUUAAUUAUCCCUAGUGGAAACCACCCUUCAUUCAGCAAAUGUUUAUGAGUGCCUGCUGUGCUUCCACGUGGGCAGAGGGAGAUAUAAACAAUAAGCAAUAAACAUAAACAAGGAAAGGAUGUAGUGUGUCAGACAGCGAUGCGUGCUCUGGACCAAGCAGAGGAGCCAGUUAAAAGCGAUUGGGAUGAGAGGCUGGGGGCAGCAUGGCUUCCCUGAGCUGUGAGAUUUGAGCAAAGACUGGAAGGAGAUAAGGGAGUUGGUCAUGUGGUUAUCAGGGGAAGAGCACUUCCGGCAGAGGGAACAGCCAGUGCAAAGGCCUUGAGGUGGGAGCAUGCAUGGUGGGAUCCAGGAGCAGCAAGGAGGAUGGUGUGUCUGGAGCAGAAUGAGUGGAGGGGAGGGGAGGAGAAGGGUGCGCUACAUAUGGCCCGGGUGCCUUGAUGGUGACUGUGGGUGAGAAGGGAGUCACUGAAGGUUUGGAGCAGGGAAGGCACAUGAUCUGAUUCUAGUCUGAGGUGGAACUUUCUGGAUGCUGUGGGGUGGAUAGCUAGGGGUGAGGGCAGAAAGAGGCGGGAGACUGGUGAGGAGGCUCCUGCCAGAGAGAUGAUGGCAGCUUGUACGAGGAUGGGAGUCAGGGAGGAAGGGCGCAAUGAUAAAUGUGGACAAAACGUCCUGCAGCCUGGGCAUCCACCCCGAUAGCACACUGUUACCCUCCCUGCGCCAGCACCCCGCCCUUCCUCCAGGCCGCUGAAGUGAGGUUGGGAUGGGAACUUGCCCUCCAUGCCAACAUCCCUUUUUUUUCUUUUGGUCUGUAGUGGGAUUGUCCAAAACCCUCUGGGUUCUUCUAUGUUGGAACUGUUGCCAUGGAAACCUCCUGAGUUGCUGCAGUUACCACUGACCUCCAGUUUAACUUCCAGAUAGAGGGAAAUUUGCAUAUUUCUCCAAAGAACCUUCAAGAAGCUGGACGGCCUGUUUUCAGACUUAGAGGGGAAGCCCACGGUUGUUUCUUGAAAUCUGGGGCUGGAAAUGGCCACAGGGGACGGGUCGAGCCAGAGGCUGCCCCAGGUGGCCGAGCCAGGUGUGGAAGGGGAGCCACAUCUGCCCACAGGCCGGGAGCUGACCGAGACCAACCGUUUUGCCUAUGCCGCCCUCUGUGGCAUCUCCUUGUCCCAGCUCUUUCCAGAACCUGAGCAAAGAUCCUUCUGCACGGACUUUGUGGCUGGCCUGGUGAAGUGGCUGGACUUGUCCGAAGCUGUCUUGCCAACCAUGACUGCUUUUGCCAGCGGCCUGGGAGGCGAAGGAGCAGACACGUUUGCUCAGAUUUUAUUGAAGGACCCCAUCUUGAAGGACGACCCACUGGUGAUCACUCAGGACCUUCUGAGCUUCUCACUCAAGGAUGGACGCUAUGAUGCUCGGGCCCGAGUCCUCAUUUGCCACAUGACCUCCCUCCUCCAAGUGCCCUUGGAGGAGCUGGACCUCCUCGAAGAGACGUUCCUCGAGAGCCUGAAGGAAACCAAAGAGGAGGAAUCUGAAACGGCCGAGGCAUCCCGGAAGAAGAAAGAAAACCGGAGGAAGUGGAAGCGCUAUCUCCUGAUAGGCCUGGCGACGCUGGGAGGCGGGACAGUGAUCGGCGUGACCGGGGGUCUGGCUGCCCCUCUUGUUGCUGCCGGAGCCGCGACAAUCAUUGGCAGUGCCGGGGCAGCGGCUCUGGGCUCAGCGGCCGGCAUAGCUGUCAUGACCUCGCUGUUCGGUGCAGCUGGAGCUGGCCUGACAGGAUACAAGAUGAAGAAGCGUGUCGGGGCCAUUGAAGAGUUCACGUUUCUGCCUCUCACAGAAGGCAGGCAGCUACACAUCACCAUCGCCAUCACGGGAUGGCUGGCAUCUGGCAAAUACCGCACCUUCAGCGCCCCGUGGGCUGCCCUGGCCCACAGCCGUGAGCAGUACUGUCUGGCUUGGGAAGCCACGUACCUGAUGGAGCUUGGCAACGCCCUGGAGACCAUCCUCAGUGGUCUUGCCAACAUGGUGGCCCAGGAGGCCCUAAAAUACACAGUGUUGUCUGGCCUUGUGGCUGCCCUGACCUGGCCAGCCUCACUCCUCAGUGUUGCCAAUGUCAUCGACAACCCCUGGGGUGUGUGUCUCCAUCGAUCAGCAGAGGUUGGCAAGCACCUGGCCCACAUUCUACUCUCCCGGCAGCAGGGCCAGCGGCCUGUCACCUUGAUUGGCUUCAGCCUGGGAGCCAGAGUCAUCUACUUCUGUCUGCAAGAGAUGGCUCAGGAGAAAGAUUGCCAAGGGAUCAUCGAGGACGUUGUCCUGCUGGGCGCGCCCGUGGAGGGAGAAGCCAAGCACUGGGAGCCUUUCCGGAAGGUGGUAUCUGGAAGGAUCGUCAAUGGCUACUGCAGAACCGUAUAGGGGCCUCCCUCACACCCCGUAUUGGAUGCAUGUAAGUCUCACGAUUAGUUAAUAAAACAACUUGAGUCAGUCUCCUUUCUUCUCCCCUUAGCCAUCAUUCUGAGGGACAGUGUUUCUUGGGCCUUCAAUAUUAGGGUAACCAUUGCGACGUGCAAACAUUGCUCUCUGGCAGUUAGGGAAUUUUCUAGAAGAGAAGGCCUGUGGGUAGUGGAGAGUCAAGGUUGGCUUCUGAGAGGAGAGGGCCAUGGUCGGAUGAGAGUUGAAGACCCCAGUGGCUGGAGAGAGGUGAGGCCAGGAGCGAGGAGGAGGCCGUUCCUUUUGUCCGUGGGGGGCUGGGCGGGGAGUUGCCUGAUCUCAGGGCUGGAACAGAAGGGAUGGGUUUGGGGGGAGUGGGGAGUAGGGGCAGGUAGUACAAAUCUGCAGGAUUCCGUGAUAAGUUGGCCAUGGCGGGAAGGGAGGCCUAGGACAUGGCUUUGCUGGCUUCUGCUCGAGGGACCUGGUGGACGAUUCAGGGAAGGAGUCACAGACUGAUGCGCUCAGGGUGGGGCACAGCAGGAAGGUCUGUUGAGAGCCCCUCAGUUCUGGACCCCAGCCUUCUAGAGGCUUCCAGGGUGGUAACCACACAGGCACCCAUGCGGCCAGAGAUCCCAGAGGGUCAGGCCUGGAGAGCCCACAACACCCUGGGUCCCAGACUGCUUUGGGGCCUCGCCUGUGGGCACAGAGGGUCACGCGGGCAGGCUGGGUACUCCUGACCCUCAGCACAUUCCCCUGCACGCGCGGGGAGGGAGGGCCCUUCUUUCACACAAGUGCACAAAAACGAUGGGCUCAAAUGGCCCUGCAACCGGAGUUGGACUCAGUCUAAACAAAAGAUGCCCAGUGUGCUAAGUGGGGUCUCAGCCCUGGAGGCAGAGGGGGAACAGAGGCGUCCACGUGCAUGGACUUGCUGAGGGAGGGGCCCAGCUUCACCCCGGACAGGGCACAGGGGUUCGAGGGGCAAGGCUGUCCCGUGGACCCCACAGACCACGUCUCCCGUGGACAGUGCUCGGUGUACCUGAAGAAUCGGGCCACAGAGUGUCCGGGGUUAUCUCCUUGCCAGAGUGCAGGGUUUAUGUCUGGAUGGGGGCAGGGCGUGGUGUUCACAGCAGCCAUGAGAGUGGAGGAGUGUUCCAGGGCUGUGGCCUGCCUCGGGGGGCCGCACUCACCUCCUAGGUGGCUGAGGGCAGGGAGAGCUGCAGGCUGGGCCAGGCCUGUCUCAGAAAGCACAGCUGGUCCCUCCAGCUCAAAGAGAGAUGGGGGCCCAGACCCAGAGUUCCAAGCCACGGAGCAUGGUGGCCCCAGCUCCCUGUGAUCCUCUCCCCCCAGGCCCUGCUGCCUUUCUUUCGUCUCCCAGGGAGCCCUGGACCAGCCUCCACCCCCCACCCUGGGAACUGGAAACCCUCCCCAGCUGAGAGCAGCUCACCCAGCCACAUGCAGACUGUGGAGAACUUCAUCCAGCUUCCUCAGUCACUCACUCAACAGAUAUUCGUCUACUGCCCACCAGGCCAGCGCUGUUCUCUGCUCUGGGGGCCCAGCAGGAAGCAAAGCAGCCUCCCUGGAGCUGCCACGCCCUGGGCAAUGCUCCCGAAAUGCUAGUGGCUGCAGCUCCCACCAUCAUACACGGGUGCAGUGGGGCCCUGGUCUCCCACAGAAGCUCCCGUCCCACCAGGCUCCCCCGGGGCGAGGCAGGGCCCUCCGAGGCUGACGUCCGCCCUUCUCACUCCGUCCUCUCU
Aethalodelphis obliquidens (Pacific white-sided dolphin) is the source of this 4500-nucleotide messenger RNA. It is a transcript of the gene TMCO4, whose product is annotated as transmembrane and coiled-coil domains 4. Lineage: Eukaryota; Metazoa; Chordata; Mammalia; Artiodactyla; Delphinidae. Bases 1349 to 2731 code for a protein of 460 amino acids. The record is from RefSeq and is a predicted model, not a curated record. The transcript has 14 exons.